Pleurotus ostreatus (oyster mushroom) is the source of this 276-nucleotide messenger RNA. RefSeq lists its product as uncharacterized. The transcript has 2 exons. The record is from RefSeq and is a predicted model, not a curated record. The coding region runs from base 1 to 276 and encodes 91 amino acids. Lineage: Eukaryota; Fungi; Basidiomycota; Agaricomycetes; Agaricales; Pleurotaceae.
AUGGCAGGCACUAAUGCCCUUUUCCUGUUGUUUAUAUUUUACGACGAAGGCUCUUCUGAUACCGCGAUGGGUACGGAAAGUGAUAACGAUGACGACGACGACGAUGACGAGGAGGAGGAGGAUGGGGUCAUCUUCUUCGCUUGUGUACUAUUCGUCGUGUCUUGGGUCUUCAUCCGCCUGGCCAGAUUCAUGACGGCACCAGACGCCGAAUUGUUACCAAAACUCACCCUCCGCACCAGCCGUCAGGUAAACACUACUGUUGGAAUGUACAUCUAG